Molecule: messenger RNA, 1557 nt
Organism: Funneliformis mosseae
Lineage: Eukaryota; Fungi; Glomeromycota; Glomeromycetes; Glomerales; Glomeraceae
Source: the annotation of a GenBank genome assembly
GAUAAUAAAGAAAAUGAUCGAUUUUCAUCGGAAAAAAUUAACAAUAAACUCGAACGUCCAACAACCCCGGAAAACAAAAUACGAACCAUCACAUCUAGUGAUGAAAGAUCUCUCACCCUAGCUGUUCCCAUAGAGCCCUCAACCAUUCCUUUCUCAGCUGUUCCUGAACAGGACAAAGACAUAUUCAAUAAAACAAUGUUACGGGAGUAUUUAAAUAUACAACGAUACAUCUAUAAUCAUUCAACUUCGAAGGAUUGGCUUAUUGGAGAAUGCAACAUUUCAAAUGAUUUUCGAAAAUUUCAAAUUUCUAACAUAAAAAAAUUAGAAGGUGGCGCGACUUUUCUUUUCUCAUCAGAUGUCGAGAUGAUAUUAUCCCUUCAUCACAUUAUGCUCAUUGACCUCACAAUGAUGAAAAAGCCGAAUUAUGUAACAACGGAUGAACAGAGUUGGCGUGCAUCAAUCCGCCAACGAAGUCAACCUGAUCUACCAAACUUUUUUUUUGAUAUAAUGAACGAAUAUGAAAAGGUGAUAAAUGAUAUCGAUGAACUCCGUCUAGUAUUUUAUAAAAUGUGGGGAAUUUAUUGUGCAAAAAUUAUCUAUUCGGACAACGAGAGACGCAUUUUCGAAACCGUACAAGUUGUUGUACGCUCAUUUUUUGAGAGAAUGCACGUACUCACUGGUUCAGUCAAAGACGAUAACGAGGACACCAUCAUGCACGAAUAUAUUCAUGAUAUUUUUAAAGAAACAUUUAGAGAUUCAAACUAUGAAAUCGUGUGGGCAAACUCACAAAGUGAAUCAUCAAAAGAACAUCGUGCAUUUUAUGGGCGUUCGCAAGGAAAAAGAUCCGAUAUGACACUUUAUCGAAUCGUAGAAAAGAAUGAACGUGAAGAAACUUGUUUUAUCGAAGCAAAACCUUUUACCACCAAAAGAAAAAGCAAAGUAGGCGGCUACAAUCUUUACAAGGUAGGAAUUUUCUGUCAAGGAGGGAUAAACAAAUUGAUUUCCAUACAUGGAAAUAAACUUGGAACAAAGACUUUCGGGGACACAUUUGCGUCCUACAUUUAUUUUUGUUCAAUGGACCUGGAGUAUGACGGUAUCUACCGUUGCUUCAAACUUUCCGAGGUUAAAAUUGCUCAAAAACUUUAUGAAUUCAAUCUUGUUCGAAAGUUAAUAAUGGAAACAUAUUUCCUUAAGUGCCGUAUAGAUCAUUACUAUUCAAAUCGAAAUGAUCGCAACGGGUCCCCUCGUCGAAAUAGUUUUGUUCGUAGCCCUACCAUUUCGCCAAAAGCACCCAAAAAUGCAGUUCCGGAUUCUCGUAUUGCUAUUGAGGUAAACGCAUCAACCACACCUAAAAAUCUGAAUCAUGUGUCCUCAGAGGCAACAGGUCAGAAUAGUGUAUCGGAAACGCAAGCGAUUCCCUUGGGUUCAACUCAGGAGGAUUUUCUAAAAAUGCUCACGGGAGCUUUUGCUGAUGAAGAGACAACUAAUUGGGGUACACCAUACAAGGAUGAGGCUAGGAUAGAGAAAGAAAGACAGAACAAACGUCAUCAAAUGUAG